AUGCCUCCCAACUCUUCAUAUCGUCCUGCGGAGCCGCCAGAUUCGCCGAAUGAUUCCGAUUCAGACCUCGACCUCGACAUUCAGGAGCUCGACCCUGCCACCACGUCCCAACGCGGCUCCGCCCAAGCCAGACACGCCCGCGACACGGGAGAAUCGCGUUCACCGAGGAUAGCCCUCCGCAACCUCCGCAUGGGUGGCCUGCGACGUGGGAACAGGAGUAGGGGGUACGGCGAGCUCGGCCAGGACAGAGAUGGCGCCGCCGACGAUUCCCAGUCUCUGCUGGGUGGUGGCCACAGGCGGUCCACUUCGCAGUCCGCCGAUGGCAGUCGAGCCUCCGGUGAUGAUGCGCCUCUGCUGUCGGGACGGUCCCAGCCGCGAUCUCGACGUCGCUCCUCGGCGCAAGAAGGCCUGGGACGCCUGGCUGCCCUCGGCUCCAGUUUGAAACUCGGGAGCUUCAUGGGCGGCAGUGGAGCCCCUGGUUCAGUCAAGGACGAUUCUGGAGAAGCAGAGGAGGAAGAGGAUGACCCUUCCGCCGCGCGACACAUUGCCGUGGGGUCUUUACAAUCGACCAAGUUCCCGCCAAAUCUGAUAUCAAACGCCAAAUACACCGCCCUCUCGUUUCUCCCCGUCACGCUGUACAACGAAUUCUCCUUCUUCUUCAACAUGUACUUCUUGCUGGUGGCCCUGUCCCAGGCCAUUCCGGCGCUGCGUAUCGGCUACCUGACAACCUACGUUGCGCCCCUAGCCUUUGUUCUGAUGAUCACCAUGGGAAAGGAGGCGUACGACGACAUCGAACGCAGGCGGCGAGACAAUGAGGCCAACGCCGAGGCAUACACUGUCCUUCGCUUUGACGAGCCGGGUCGGGCCUUGGCUCCCGGGCUGCGCCCGCACAAGAGGCUCAAGUCAGAGUCGACCAAGAGGCGGGGGAAGAAGCUGGUCAAGACGGCCGACAGGCUCUCAGACAUCCGUGAAGAGGAAGAGCGCAUGGAGGGCGAUGGCCCGCGACUGCUUGAGACUGAAAUCAACUCGUUGACCAAGAUUCUGUGCGCCCUCACCCUGGCGCUGUCGGUGAUUCUGGUUGCUCUUUUGGGUUUCGAGAAUACCGAAGAAAACCGUUGGUACAUCAAAAUCAUGAGGUACCUGGUUCUCUUCUCGACCAUCGUGCCCAUCAGCUUGCGCGUCAACCUCGACAUGGGCAAGAGUGCGUACUCCUGGUUCAUCCAUCGCGAUUCCGGCAUACCGGGGACAGUGGUGCGCACCAGCACGAUUCCAGAAGAUUUGGGUCGCAUUGAGUAUCUGCUCAGCGACAAGACGGGCACGCUGACGCAGAAUGAGAUGGAGAUGAAGAAAAUCCACGUCGGUACCGUGUCGUACGCCAACGAAGCCAUGGACGAAGUUGUUGCCUACGUCAAGCAAGGUUUCCACAUCCAAUCGACAGUGGAUCCAGCCUCUCAGAAGAUGCUCAUCACCCCUUCGUCAACUUUUGCGAGUACCGCCAGCGUGGGCACCACCCGUACACGGCGAGAGAUUGGUUCUCGUGUGAGGGAUGUCGUGCUCGCGCUGGCGCUCUGCCACAACGUCACCCCCACAACGGAGGAGGAAGAUGGCAAGACAAUCACAUCGUACCAGGCCUCUUCGCCCGACGAGAUUGCCAUUGUGCGCUGGACAGAGUCAGUGGGACUUCGUCUUGUCCACCGCGACCGCACCGGUAUGAUCCUGGAAUACGCAGAAACAGGACGCCCCACGGUCCAGGUGCGCAUCCUAGACGUGUUCCCCUUUACCUCCGAGGGCAAGCGGAUGGGUAUCAUCGUACAAUUUUACGAGACGAAACAGUCGAGCCCUCCCGAUUUGAGCAGCGGACAGAUUUGGUUCUACCAAAAGGGCGCCGAUACCGUCAUGACGUCCAUUGUGGCGGAGAAUGACUGGCUCGACGAAGAGACGGCCAAUAUGGCCCGCGAAGGCCUACGUACGCUGGUUGUUGGCCGGCGCCGCCUGUCUUAUGAGCAGUGUGUCGCAGUACUCGAGCGGGACCUCGAGUUGCUCGGCGUCACCGGUGUCGAGGACAAGCUGCAGAAGGAUGUCAAGCCGUCUCUCGAGCUGCUCCGAAACGCGGGCGUCAAGAUUUGGAUGCUCACAGGCGACAAGGUGGAGACGGCACGCUGUGUGGCCGUCAGCUCGCGCCUCGUGGCCAGGGGUCAGUACAUUUACACCGUGUCCAAGCUCAAGAGGAAGGACAACGCACAGGACCAUUUGGAUUUCCUUCGCAGCAAGACGGACGCGUGUCUGUUGGUCGACGGCGAGAGCCUGCUGUUGUUCCUGACGCAUUUCCGCAUCGAGUUCAUCUCGGUGGCGGUCCAGCUCCCGACCGUCGUGGCGUGUCGAUGUUCUCCGACGCAAAAGGCCGAGGUUGCGACGCUCAUCAAGGAGUACACCAAGAAGCGUGUCUGCUGCAUCGGAGACGGCGGCAACGACGUCUCCAUGAUUCAGGCGGCCGACGUGGGUGUCGGCAUCGUCGGCAAGGAGGGCCGACAGGCGAGCCUGGCGGCCGACUUUUCCAUUGAGCAGUUCCACUACCUCACCAAGCUGCUUGUCUGGCACGGCCGGAACAGCUACAAGCGGAGUGCAAAGCUGGCGCAGUUCGUCAUCCACCGCGGCCUCAUCAUUGCGGUGUGCCAGACAAUGUACAGCAUCGCGAUCAAGUUUGAGCCACAAGGUCUCUACAAGGAUUGGCUUCUCGUGGGGUACGCCACAGUGUACACGGCGUUCCCCGUGUUGUCGCUGGUGCUGGACAAGGACGUGGACGAGAACCUAGCCAACCUCUACCCAGAGCUCUACAAGGAGCUGACCUCGGGCCGCUCCCUCUCGUACCGCACGUUCCUCAUCUGGGUCCUCGUAUCGGUGUACCAAGGUUGUGUCAUUCAGGGUCUUUCACAAAUCCUCACCGAGGUCCACGGGCCGAGGAUGGUCGCCGUCUCGUACACGGUGCUGGUGCUCAACGAGCUGCUCAUGGUGGCCAUGGAGAUCACGACGUGGCACCCCGUCAUGAUUGUGUCGAUUGUCGGGACAUUCAUGAUGUUUGCCGCGUCGAUCCCAUUCCUGGGCGACUACUUUGAGCUGGAAUUCCUGCUCACCCUGUAA
This is a messenger RNA of Verticillium alfalfae VaMs.102, 3138 nucleotides long. RefSeq names its product phospholipid-transporting ATPase. The record is from RefSeq and is a predicted model, not a curated record. Gene Ontology annotation, molecular function: ATP binding; ATP hydrolysis activity; ATPase-coupled intramembrane lipid carrier activity. Gene Ontology annotation, biological process: phospholipid translocation; endocytosis; retrograde vesicle-mediated transport, Golgi to endoplasmic reticulum. Lineage: Eukaryota; Fungi; Ascomycota; Sordariomycetes; Glomerellales; Plectosphaerellaceae. Bases 1 to 3138 code for a protein of 1045 amino acids. The transcript is spliced from 4 exons. Gene Ontology annotation, cellular component: plasma membrane; trans-Golgi network; endosome.